AUGAUCCCCCGGUUAGUUCUCCUGCCCCUGCUGCUCAUGCUUCCAGUGUACGUCAACCGAGUCCGCUCAGUGAAGGGCUGUGUCACCUACGUGCCGGAUGAUGACUACAACGAAAAGUCCAGUAUCUGCGAUAGACUGGAUACUCAUUUCACCCAAAUCCCUUCCACUCUACCAAGGGAUGUUGUUAGGCUCACAAUCAACCAUCAAAACAUAGAGGUCCUUGACAGACGUCAGCUAGAACACUUGCCAAAUCUGACAUACUUGGAUUUGGAUUCGAACGGACUAACAGUUAUAAGAAGAGAUGCUUUCCUUCCAGUCCCAAACCUUCGAGAACUCAGUCUUCGGUUUAAUAAUCUCACUCUUGCCGUAGAUUCUUUUCAUCCUAAUGCAUUAACUAGUGUCAACACACUAGAGGCGCUAAAUCUCAUGCGAAAUCCUAUCGGUAGAGUGCCAGCACACUACUUCUACCCCAUGCGGAAUAAACUGCGUUCUCUGGUUCUGGCUGGAGCCAGCCCAGACUUCCACAUCUCUACUGAGGCACUGGAAGGUCUGUUUAAGUUGGAGAUUCUGGAUCUUUCCUAUAACAACAUCGAAACCCUUCCCAACACUUUCAAUGGGCUAUUCACAACAAUGCAGUUAAAACAGCUCUUCCUAUUUGGCAAUCCAUGGCGUUGCGACUGUACUUUGCGAUGGUUGCGAGAGUGGAUGGAUCGACACAACACCACUCAGUAUUACAUCGAUCCUAGAGGGGUGGAUGCAAAUGGAUACGUGGCUGAUCCACUGCUACCGAUGGAACCAGGGUCCAUGGAGAAUGUUGCCUAUCCUAAGUGUGCAUCUCCACCCCGUCUAGCUGGACGUGCGCUGUUCCCUAUCCUCACUGUACAAACUAACCCCAUCGUUCCCUCUGAAAUGGCCUGUCCUCCUAGACCAAAACGAUCUUCUUUUGUUGUUCGCGGAAAAAUGGGUGAUAAUAUCACCCUUACAUGUGAUUUUGAUGCUUCCUCUGUGGAUGAGGUGUUGUGGUAUAAGAACGGUAACCCGAUUGUCUCCACAUCUCGGGUACGAGUAAGACAGGUUUAUCAUGGUCAAAUUGCCGUGGAACUAUUUUUAUCGGGGAUACAAGAUUCUGACGUUGGAACUUACAUAUGUCUUCUGAAAAAUGAUUUUGGAAAGGCAAAUACAACCAUCACACUGAGUCUUGUUGAUUCAAAAUGGAUGCAGGGAGGGAACGCUGAAGUAGGAUUCAUUGGCUGGCUGGAUCAGUUCAAUUCCAACACAGUGCUCAAGUAUUCUAGCAUAGCAGCAGUCAUUAUAGUGAUCCUUCUCAUCACUGUGGGAACAAUUCUUUACUGUUUGUGUCGAAGAUCACCAAAAAAUGUUGCAAAGGCUUUGUCCAAUCCACCGCAUCCGAAGUCGUCCUUCACUGAGAUGGCGCCAUUGAAUGGAAUUCACUCGGUUACCACAGAUGGAGCCGUUAACAGCCGACGAUUGCAACCUCCACGAUAUUCGCCAUCUCACGAUCUCUCCUUCACUCAGCAUCACCAACCUUACAUCCUCUCGUUUCAAGAUAGUCAUCCGCUUUAUUCCAUGGCUGAGCAUGGAGGGGUGGACGUUGCAGGUAGCUGUCCAGUUCAUGGAAUCUCUAAGUCUUCUUCCUCUUUCAUAUCUAGCGAAAAAUCCUUCGAUUUAGGCAGUCCAAGAUUUAAUACUCUGGACAAAGGCAUGAAUGCUUAUGGAGGCCUUACUACAGUUCCGGUAUCACAAAUUCCCGAAGUGUUAGCAACACCGAUUACCUCGUCUUCAGUAAUGCUGGUGGGGGAGCCAGAGUCUGGAGCAAAUGCUCAGGCGGCCGACUAUGUGCUCUGUCCCAGGCAUGGAAACGUGCUGGCUUCAUUGGGAUCUCCACAAGGAAAUGGAACCAGAGUUGAUUCCCAACUAAGUCCAGUAGUUCGGACGACAAGAACGAUUAAGCUGAACCCCUUUCCUCCUCCAUCAAGAAACUCGACGACGCUCAAAACAAAGCAUGUGGAGUUUGCUGAUACUCCCACUGCGACGACUGUGGAAGAGAACCAUCCAGAAGUUGUCCCAAUGACGUCAGCAAUGAUGGGCAAUGGGGACAAGUCCUCGGGAUUCAUCACCACCGUCUAG
Molecule: messenger RNA, 2148 nt
Organism: Hydatigera taeniaeformis
Lineage: Eukaryota; Metazoa; Platyhelminthes; Cestoda; Cyclophyllidea; Taeniidae
Source: the annotation of a GenBank genome assembly